Messenger RNA from Durotheca rogersii, 1737 nucleotides. RefSeq names its product glycoside hydrolase family 43 protein. Gene Ontology annotation, biological process: carbohydrate metabolic process. The coding region runs from base 1 to 1737 and encodes 578 amino acids. NCBI's taxonomy places the organism in Eukaryota, Fungi, Ascomycota, Sordariomycetes, Xylariales, Xylariaceae. Gene Ontology annotation, molecular function: hydrolase activity, hydrolyzing O-glycosyl compounds. The record is from RefSeq and is a predicted model, not a curated record. The transcript has a single exon.
AUGAGGCUCCCCUCCGCGGCCUCCUCCCUGGCGCUCGCGCUCGCCGCAGCGGCGUGGGCGCAGCCCGAAAACUCGACCUACCUCAACCCGGUGCUGCCGGGGUGGCACUCGGACCCGUCGUGCACGCAGGUCGACGGCACCUUCUUCUGCGUGACGUCGACGUUCAUCGCCUUCCCGGGGCUGCCCGUGUACGCGUCGCGGGACCUGAUCAACUGGAAGCUGGCGAGCCACGCGUGGAACCGGGAGGCGCAGCUGCCGGGGGUGAGCUGGGCGACGGCGGGGCAGCAGGAGGGCAUGUUCGCGGCGACGCUGCGGCACCGGGGCGGGCGGUUCUACGUGAUCGGCGAGUACCUGGGGGCGCCGGGGGGCAGCCGGGGCGUCGUGUUCAGCGCGGCGGACGCGUUCGACGACGCGGCGUGGGGCGACCCGGUGACGUUCGCGGCGGAGCGCAUCGACCCGGACCUGUUCUGGGACGACGACGGGCGCGCGUACGUCGCGACCCAGGGCAUCCUGCUGCAGGAGAUCGACCUGGCCUCCGGCGCGCUCAGCCAGCCCCCGCUCAGCAUCUGGAACGGCACCGGCGGCGUCUGGCCCGAGGGCCCCCACCUCUACCGCAAGGACGGCUGGUACUACCUGCUCAUCGCCGAGGGCGGCACCGAGACCAACCACGCCGUCACCAUCGCGCGCGCCCGCGCCGUCACGGGCCCCUACGAGGCGUACGAGCGCAACCCCGUCCUGACCAACCGCGGCACCGACGAGUACUUCCAGACGGUCGGCCACGCCGACCUGUUCCAGGACGCCGCCGGCAACUGGUGGGGCAUGUGCCUGGCGACGCGCUCGGGGCCGGCGUGGGCCGUGUACCCGAUGGGGCGGGAGGCGGUGCUCUUCCCCGUGACGUGGGCGGCGGGGGCGUGGCCGGUGCUGGAGCCGGUGCGCGGGCGCAUGCGCGGGUGGCCGCUGCCGGCGCCGACGCGCGAGCUGCCCGGCGACGGGCCCUUCAACAGCGACCCGGACGCGUACGACUUCGCGGAGCGCGGCGCCGCGCUGCCGCGCAACCUGGUGCACUGGCGGGUGCCGCGGGCGGGGGCCUUCGCCGUGGCGCCCGACGGCCGCGCGGGGCUGCGCGUGGUCCCGAGCCGCGCGAACCUGACGGGCUCCGGCGGCGGCGGCGGCGCGACGGCCGCCGAGCUCAGCGGCCGCCGCGGGCUCGCCUUCGCCGGCCGGCGCCAGACGCACUCGCUCUUCGCCUUCAGCGUCGACCUGGCGUUCGCGCCGCGCCGCGCCGGCCACGAGGCCGGCGUCGCCGUCUUCCUCACGCAGCGCAGCCACCUCGACCUGGGGGUCGUGCGGCGCGCCGACGGGCGCCUGUGGCUGCGCUUCCGCGCCGAGGGCGCCGGCGCCGUGCCGGCGCCGCGCGCGGUCCCGCUGCCGCCCGCCUGGGGCCCCGGCCCCGUGCGCCUGCGCGUCGACGCGCCCAACGCCACGCACUACCGGCUGUCGGCGGGGCCGGCGCGAGACGGCGACGGCGCGGGCCCGCCCCUGCUGCUGGCCGAGCCGCCCGCCGCCCUGGUCAGCGGCGGCAGCGGCUCCUUCGUCGGCAGCCUCGUCGGCGUCUACGCGACCUGCAACGGCGACGGCGCCGGCGACGACUGCCCGCCCGGCGGCGUCGCGCGCUUCACCCGCUGGCGCUACGUCGGCAAGGGCCAGCACGUCUCUGAGACGGAGAUCGUGCGGUAG